AUGUCUUCGAGACGGGGCCCGUUAACGAACAAUCCUAAUGUGGCUAAUUCACCACUCCGUGGAGCCUCUGCUCUCGCUGGAUAUGCUAAGCAGAAGCGUUCUUAUGCUACCGUGCAGCGUGAAGAAACCUACGGCCAGCCGCCGCCUCUAAAGAAACAGGUUCUCGAUAAUGGCGUGCAGCGUGCGGUUCGAUCACCAACCAGGUCAACCCGGACCCAGGUUCUUGUCCAACGCGGCUCUACGCGUCCUUCGACCAAGGAACGAUCCUCAAGGACUGCCCCGACAAACGUAGCCCGUGAUAUUGAUAAUGAGAAGGAAGCAUGGAAGAGACAUCAUCGUGCCAAGUUCCCAAAGAUGGUCUUUUACUUUGAGAGUAUACCCGAUGACGUUCGAGCGAGGCUAACAAAAAGAGUCAACUACCUCGGUGCUCGGCAAGAACCUUUCUUUUCAAUCUCAGUCACCCAUGUCGUCACUACUCGAUCAAUUCCACCAGAGAAGCCAGAGGGACAUCAAGAGCAGGAACAGGUCCAUCAUGAUGAGCAUCACGAAUCCGAAGAGCAACCCCAAACCAUCAACCCGUCGUUAUUGAACCGCAACACCGAAGCACGAAGGAAACUUCUGUCCGAGUUCCGCAACGCUCCCGCGAGGACGCAACAAUUGGACGACCCCACGAAGCGAACCAGAGGAACUAAGAACAACGAUGUCUUGCACAAGGCUCGUGAGAUGGGCAAGAAGAUAUGGUCUUUGGAAAAGUUCCAGAACAUGCUAUCCGUUCUGCUCGAAGCCGAGACCAGCGUUAGCUCUUAUAACUCGAGAUCUGCAAGCACUCGAAGUCAUUAUGGCAAUCCUAGAGAGCCAAGUCUGCUCCAGCUAUUGCAUAAUGAACGCGUGAAUGGUCCUUCAGAUCGCGACCCGACUGCUGCUCAUCGCGAGUUGACUUACUUCAAGGGUCCUCAUAUCUAUGUGUGGGAUAUGGACGAGAAGAACAAGCCUAUUAUGGUCCGUGAAUAUCCCAAGGUUGCGAACAAGUCAGAUGGAGAGUGGCCUCAGUUCCGAAGUGUUGGAAACGGUAGAUGUCCCUUUGUGGAAGACAAUGAUGUUCCUGAUAGGGAUCACAGACGGCAAAGAGAACAACGGGAACAAGAAAAGGCUCGACAGGCCAAGCGAGAGGAAGCCGCACAGGCUCUUAAGCCCCCUCAGGUUCCAAUGCCUAAGCCGGUUACAGGAAAGCGAACUAUCGCAGAGAUGGAAGAUGGCCAGAACAGAGUGCGCGGUGCCACACCGACUGAUGUCUUCAACCCUGCCAAGGCAGCUCUCUCAAAGCAAGCGGAUUUACGACAACAGCAGAAUGCUUUUACAAGCCGUGCUGCUACUGGCCGUCUGUUUGCUGGCGAGCCCGUGGCAUCCGGUGUUCAGCCUUCAAAUAUCACUUCUGCCAUUCGAUCGCAGAUGGUCUCAUCGACAUCUGGUGUCAAUGGAGCCAAGGCUGGAACUAGCAAAGAGGUUCACGGCCUUCAAAGGAAGGUGCUACAGAAGGCUGCUCCUGCUUCAUUCGAUGUGAGCUCGCGUCGCCUGGCUGAGGUGUCAAUGGACGUUGCAUCUAGUCGAUCAACAACUAUGGGUCGACACACUUCGCGUCCCGCUGAGGUGCAAGAGGAGGAAGUUCAAAAGGCCGAGAGGAGAACACAGUCCCAACCGCUUAAGAGCAAGAAGGACCUCAAGCCUGGUUAUUGCGAGAACUGCCAAGAUAAGUUCCGCGAUUUCGACGAGCACAUUCUAUCACGCAAGCACCGCAAGUUUGCUGAGAACGACGACAACUGGACUGAGCUUGAUGCUCUCCUAUCACAAAUCAAGAGGAUGCCAAAGUACGCACCUGGAUCUGACGAGGAGGAAGGAUGGUGA
Messenger RNA from Fusarium coffeatum, 1902 nucleotides. RefSeq lists its product as uncharacterized. Gene Ontology annotation, molecular function: protein serine/threonine kinase activator activity; zinc ion binding; nucleic acid binding. Gene Ontology annotation, biological process: positive regulation of nuclear cell cycle DNA replication; regulation of cell cycle phase transition. The transcript has 3 exons. Lineage: Eukaryota; Fungi; Ascomycota; Sordariomycetes; Hypocreales; Nectriaceae. The record is from RefSeq and is a predicted model, not a curated record. Gene Ontology annotation, cellular component: nucleus; Dbf4-dependent protein kinase complex. Bases 1 to 1902 code for a protein of 633 amino acids.